AUGGCUCAGCUGAAUCGAAGCAAUGCAGGAGAUGGUGCUGGGAUUAGAUGCAUGUUAGGGCAGGAGAUUGCAGGCUCAGUUCGAGCCUUAUCUUCAUCAACGACUUAUCUUCAAGAAGGAGAUGAUAUCUCAGAUGUGGAUUUACUUAUAGCUGAAGGGGAGGGUGCUAUAAAGAAGAAAAGGAGACCUAGGAGAGGAGAAGACUUCAAAUUACGUGAAGCUUUUGUGAAGGCUGAUUUCUGGCUUCUGUUCAUGGUGUACUUUUUGGGCGUUGGUUCAGGUGUGACUGUUCUCAAUAAUUUGGCACAGAUUGGAAUUGCGCAAGGAACAAGUGACACUGCAAUCCUCUUAUCUAUUUUCAGCUUUGGCAAUUUUCUGGGACGUCUUGGUGGUGGUGUUGUUUCUGAACACUUUGUUAGGUCAAAAACAAUCCCACGCACAGUUUGGAUGACAGUGUCUCAACUUGUCAUGGCUAUAGCGUACCUUCUAUUUGCAUCAGCUCUGAACGGGACCCUUUUCGCAGCAACAGCAUUACUUGGAGUAUGCUAUGGGGUUCAAUUUUCUGUCAUGGUCCCUACCGCCUCUGAACUUUUUGGGUUGAAGCAUUUUGGUGUCAUAUACAAUUUCAUGUUGCUCGGAAAUCCUCUAGGUGCAGUUAUUUUCUCAGGGGGUUUAGCUGGUUAUUUAUAUGAUAAGGAAGUAGAAAAGCAGCAACAGCAAGGAGUUGAUGGUAUGAUUUUUGCUUCAAGUGUAUCUUGCUUGGGUCCUAAGUCCUAACUGUUUUAGGCUUACAUUCCUGGUUCUAGCCGGUGUGUGGUUUGGGUUCCAUUUUGAGUGCAAUUCUUACAAUCAGAAUAAGACCUGUCUACCAAAUGUUGUAUGCUGGGGGCUCUUUCCGUCUGCCUCCUCCCACCCAGGGUUCUUCACAACAUUGAUUAAACCUCUCAGAUAUUGAUGUUCUGGAGUUUUAGGAUUGUAAUUGUGGUAAUAAUACAAUAAUUUAAUGGAAACAUCUGAUGUAUCGUAUUAGUUCCUUGAGUCUUGGGGAAUAGGCACACAACUA
This is a messenger RNA of Papaver somniferum (opium poppy), 1063 nucleotides long. Its product is annotated as protein NUCLEAR FUSION DEFECTIVE 4-like. The record is from RefSeq and is a predicted model, not a curated record. Lineage: Eukaryota; Viridiplantae; Streptophyta; Magnoliopsida; Ranunculales; Papaveraceae. The transcript is spliced from 3 exons. The coding region runs from base 1 to 777 and encodes 258 amino acids. Gene Ontology annotation, cellular component: membrane.